Messenger RNA from Phragmites australis (common reed), 642 nucleotides. RefSeq lists its product as uncharacterized. Gene Ontology annotation, biological process: regulation of mitotic cell cycle spindle assembly checkpoint. NCBI's taxonomy places the organism in Eukaryota, Viridiplantae, Streptophyta, Magnoliopsida, Poales, Poaceae. The coding region runs from base 139 to 429 and encodes 96 amino acids. Gene Ontology annotation, cellular component: anaphase-promoting complex. The transcript is spliced from 2 exons. The record is from RefSeq and is a predicted model, not a curated record.
ACUAAACCAAUGUAAGUACAUUAUGAUAGACUUGCCUUUUCUUUUCUUUUUUCUUAAUUAAUCUCACUUGAAGCUCCGCCAUCGCCUCUGCAAGUCCUGCCCCCAAUCCCAAUCCAAGCCGCGGCGGCCGGAGUGGAGAUGCUGCAGUUCCCGGCGUUGAUGCGGCAGUGGCCGUCGCCGCCGCUGAUCCCGGCGUCCACGCUGCUGCCCGUGCCGGCCACAUCCCAGGAGGACGAGCUCCUCCUCACCAUGGCGGAGUCCGACCUCGAGGACAAGCUGAACGAGAUCCGCAAGACCAACAGCAACCUGGUGAUCAUCGGCAAGCCCACCGGCGACGUCAAGGAGGAGUACGACGCCGAGCCGGAGGACGACGACGCCGACAACGUCGAGGAGUCCGACGGCGACGACUUCGACCAAGAGACCGGCUGACCCGGGCGGGUCCUCCGAGCGCCGCCAGCAUCGCCGUUUUGGCUGCCCAGUCUGUAUUUCGCGAUCCCCGAUUCGCUCCUACUGUCACGGUGUGCUGUGUUAACCUACUUUGCUACCGAGUCUUAGGACUUAUGAAGAUUUGAGGAAGUCCCUUGUUACGGGGACCGUGUGUAUGAGAUUGGAGUAUGAAUGCAGAAAUUAGUUUCCUGACUC